This is a messenger RNA of Drosophila arizonae, 2419 nucleotides long. RefSeq lists its product as uncharacterized. NCBI's taxonomy places the organism in Eukaryota, Metazoa, Arthropoda, Insecta, Diptera, Drosophilidae. The record is from RefSeq and is a predicted model, not a curated record.
GAACUCUAGGUAAACAAUGCUUAGUAUUUGGCUUGAUUCAGCUUUAGUUUAAACAUUUCUGUAAAUACUUGAGGUAAACAACUCUUUUAAAAAUUCGUUCUGAGGGAAUGCCAAGACUUAAAAGGAUGCUAAUGUUACGCAAAUAUGUUUUCAUUUUCUUUGGAGUAUUAUUGGUAUUCAUCUGGCUAAAUCAUAGAAACAAGAGCAAUGAACAGAAUAUUGUGCUCGAGCAGUUCCCAGCCGUUACCAAGGAUAUAUUACCAGACACGUCGCCGCCGAACUUAAUUGCAAGAGAACAGCAAAUACGUGAAAUGAUACGUGCUAAUAGAAUGCGUAAAGUCCAACAGACGGACGAGCCGAAGGUAUCAAAAAUUAGAUUUGCCGAUGAACUUGGCAUCAGUUUCGAUGACGACGAUGAUUCGCUCGAGAUGGUUGCAAAGCCAACGCGUUAUCUGGUAAAUAGUAUGAAAUGUAAGAUGCCGUUUGCCGAUCCCUUUUCGCGUGCGGUAAUGGAGGUCCUUAAACCCUCCAAGCUGAAAUCCUGCUCCAAUGCGACCGAUGCAUUUCGCGUGCAAUACGAUGAUCAGGCGAAACACUACAAUUUAAUUGUUGAUCGAGAUAUCUUGUUGAAAUUGAAUCCACUCGUGUCCAGUGUCGAUUGCAGCUAUCGUAAAAUCACUCUAGACACUAAGGAGAGGCCCGAGCAUAACAGCAACAUAAAUGCGCCAGUUUACUUUAGAGGUCAAUGCGCUUUGCCGCAAGAUGUGGAGAGUAUUAUGGUCGAGUGCCAUGAUGCAUUCAACAGGUCGAGAACUUUGCAGCGGGACGCGAUUAUCGUGGUUCAAGUGAACGAUACAAGUAAAAGUACUGAGAAUCGAGCGGUGGAACGUCAGCCCAGCGUAAUAGUCCUCGGUUUAGGCAGCAUGUCACGUAUGAACUUUCAGCGCACAAUGCCAAAGACGGCUAGAUUUGUCAAUCGAAUAGGCUGGUUCGAGCUGGAGGGGUACAACAAGAUGGCCGAUACUACUAUACCAAAUUUGUUGGCCAUGCUGUCGGGUCAUACAAUGGGUCAACUGGAAGAUCGUUGCGCACCCGAGUCUGAUGGCUGUUCGUGGAUAUGGAACGACUACAAACGUGCUGGCUAUGUUACAGCUCUUGCUGAAGACAAUGUCGGUGAGGCGGCCUUCCUACAAAAUAUGCCUGGUUUUGAGGAUGUGGCCGUCGACUAUGAUCUUCGUCCGCUUCUGGUGGGCAUUGGUAGUGCAUUGAGCUUGUACGAAAAGUCUGGAUAUAAUUACUGCGUCGGCAGGCGACUGGGCAUCUCGUAUGUUUACGAGUUUUGUGCACAGUUCGCAGCGAGCUUUGCCCGGAAAGGGGAUCGGCCAGUGUUUGGCUUUUUUUGGAGCAACACAAUCACUCAGAGCUCGAACUUUGCUGCCUCCGGUUUGGAUGGUAUAUUUGCAAAUUAUCUGAAUAGGCUUGAGCAGGCGAAGCUCUUUGAUAAUUCGAUCGUUGUCCUAGUGAGCGAUCAUGGUGCACGCGACGGCGUGCUCAUGGACCAGUCCGAUAGUUUCCUCGAGGAACGUUUACCUUUGUUGCAUAUCUACCUGCCGCCCUGGUUCCGCAAAGCCUAUCCGCAGUACGCUCAGGCCUUGGCUAUGAAUCACAAUCGCUUGUGCUCGAACUUUGAUCUGUAUAAUACGCUGAGACACCUGAUCCAGCUGAAUGCCACGACGCCAGCGAUGCUGCCUGCCCUGGCCAGUUGCCCGAGUAGUCAAUCGCUGUUGCACCUGCUGCCCACAGAGCGCAGCUGUCAGGACGCUUGCGUCAAGGAGCAUUGGUGUACUUGCAACGAGUUUGACAAACAGAGUCUGGAUGGUGAAAUGUAUUUGCUUGGCAAGCGUGUUGUGUAUCAUAUUAAUCGUUGGAUGCUGAUGCAACGCUACAAUGAGUUCUGUCAGCGUCUCGGUCUGCAGGAUAUGGAUAUGGCGGAGCAAAAGAUGUCCUAUGAGGAGAAUGGCAGAGUGGGAAUGUAUGGCUCAAUUGUAGUUUAUCGCUUGCGUUUCCGCACCUAUCCCUAUGUGGGAAAAUUCCAGGCAACCGUUCGCUAUAAUCGUGAACUAGAAUCUAUUGAGGACUUGCAUGUGCCAGAUAUUAGUCGCUUGAAUAGCUACAAAAACAGUUCAGAGUGUAUUAAGGAUGAGGUGGCUAAAAAGUUUUGUUUUUGCUAUCCCAAGUCAAAAUUAAGUGGCGCCAUGAAAGAGUGGCAAGCGCAAAAGAUAACGACUGUUCCGGCAUUUUAAGUCAGCGCCAAGAAAAGUGAAGAAGAAGUAAUUAUAGUGAUCAAUAUCGUCAAAUUUAGUGUGAAAUUUCUUUUUUGAAAUUAAAAACAAUGUAAUUCAGAAACGAAACGUAUUCU